GUUUAUCUUUUAUACGUGCACUAAAACGUUUUACAGACCAAGCGUGUUCUAGACUACGAAAAAAAUCGACAUGAGCGACGGCAAAGAAAAAGAGAAGAAACCCGACUUAGGUUUAUUAGAGGAAGACGAUGAAUUUGAAGAAUUUCCAGCAGAGGACUGGACGGGAGCAGAUGAGGAUGAGGAAGAUGUAAAUGUUUGGGAAGAUAACUGGGAUGAUGAUAAUGUAGAAGAUGAUUUCUCACUACAACUCAGGGCGGAACUAGAGAAACAAGGGAAGACUAUUGAAGGACAAGAGCCCAUGAAGACCUAACAUAAUCUCAUUAACAUUGAAUUCAUUUGUUUCAUUUUCUUUAUCAUGUUGUCAUUCUGAUAAAUUGCAUUUAGUAUUAA
Molecule: messenger RNA, 390 nt
Organism: Magallana angulata
Lineage: Eukaryota; Metazoa; Mollusca; Bivalvia; Ostreida; Ostreidae
Product: 26S proteasome complex subunit SEM1-like
Exons: 3
Coding region: 71-310 (79 amino acids)
Biological process (GO): proteasome assembly; mRNA export from nucleus; double-strand break repair via homologous recombination
Cellular component (GO): proteasome regulatory particle, lid subcomplex; proteasome complex
Source: RefSeq, a predicted model, not a curated record